GUAGAAGAAAGAAAAAAGAGAUUGCCACGUACAGACAUGGGGUGUUUGGUGGUUAUUGCGGUGUUAUGUCUUGUAACUACAAGUAAUUGUAAACUACGUGGCCAUUUAGAGAUUCUUGGCUCUCAUGCUGAUCCAAGUGAAGUUAUACCGGAAAUAAGUGUUGUUCCCCAACCACGUGACUUCUAUAACAACUAUGUGAAGCCGCGACAACCAGUUGUUUUCCGUGGAGCGGCUUUUCAUUCAAAAGCCGCGGAACUAUGGACACCACAGUAUUUAGAAAGCACAUACGGGGACAUGGUGGUGAGGCUGGAAGCAAGGUUUGAAGGCGAUAGUACGAUGCCGGCAACUGAGAUCGGGGUUGGACGUGACACGAUGAAACAUUUCAUUCAAAACUAUAACACAAUAGAUGGUUAUGUUAUAUCACAGAUACCAGAACCCAUGGAGAAAGAUGUGGCCAUUCCACCUUGUUUAAGAUGUGGACAUUUUGCCAAAGGAGUACAGGAGGUCCAUCUCUUCAUAACUGCAGCCGGAGGAAAGACUCUUCUACACAGAGAUCCAUUCGCAAACAUUCAUUGUGUUUUUAACGGCACCAAAGAUUGGAUCACUGUAGAUAAUAAAUACCAAGACUACGUGUACCAACACCAUAGCUCAAACAGUGAGUUUGGAGGAUUCUCGGAAGUCAACGUUGAUGCAGUGGACCUCAAACAACAUCCGGAUGUUGCGAAGAUUAAAUAUGGAAAAGUGACUUUGAAUGGAGGGGAUUGCAUCUACAUGCCUGGAGGUUACUGGCACCAGGUUCGAGUGAAUGGUGAAUACAACACAGCUGUGUCCAUCUGGUUCAGCAGGAGUUUGAAAGCGAUUCCCCUUGACUGGAGCGAUUGCAACAAACAGUUUGAUUUCACCCCGAUGUCCGAGGUCGAUGUUUUAUGGAGGUUUAGUGGCAAAAAUGAUACGAUACCACAAGGCAGCAUGGACAUCCAUGUUAUGAAGGCCGUUCUCCUAACCUUUGUUGACGAUAAUGAUGUCAUAGACAUUGAUGAGUUUUGUAAGACAAUGAUCGGACGAGAAAGGAAAGGAACAAAUUAUAAUCAUGACAGAGCACGCACUGAGUUUCGCUUAGCCAUGCUUAAUGGGACCGAUAAGGUCAGGGGGUCAAGGGUCAAAUCGUUGUCCAACGAAGAAAUGAAACGUUUGAUUCGCAUUUUGGACCCAGAAGAUGUUUCAAACACAGAGACUUACGAAUACAGCUACCUUGAUGUUGAGAAAGUGAAAGAUGUAUGGAGCACCCUGCUUGAUCAGAAAGCAUCCGGAUUUGAACCCAAGAGUUUUGUGUCUUUAUACACGUCCCAUCUUGGUGGAACAAACAAAGUUGCUUUAGAGAUUCUAUCAAAACUGAACCCGAGCGGUCUCUCCCUUAUAACUCCACAAAUGGUGGAAAGCAAUGCCAAAGAUGCUCUCUUGAAAUUCUCAACUUCUAGACAUCAUGAUCCACAGAAUGAAAGAUUAUGGUUCGAACGUCUGAGAAUAAAAGAUGAACUUUAAACUCAAAGGAGAGAUUGAUGAUAUGUUAAUUUAGCAUGUUCUCGUUUUUAAUUCAUUCGCUUUUUUUCAAAAUUUGCCAAAUUUCAUUCAUUCAUUCAAACUAUGUUCAGAGCAACAUAAGAUUUCAUUCACCUAUUUACAUUUGCAUUUACCUUCCAUUUACAUCUAUGAUAGCGAUACAAAACAUGCCAUUCACACAUUCUGCAGAAUAUGGCACUUUAUGACAAUAUCUUUCAUAUGUAAGGCGCUCCCAUGCACUGGUGAAGAAAUGUUAAAAACCACUUUGCAAAACCAGCAUUUCCAGACCCCAUUAAGAAAUCCUAAUAUUUUUAUACAGAUUUGGUUAAUUGUUUAACACUUUAACUAAUUGCCUGCAUGAGGCAAAUUAUAGCGCAAUUAUUUCAUUAUCAAAACUAUUGUAAACAAAAUGACGGCAUACCCCUGGCAUGCUAUGUAGUCAUUUACAUUUUUAUUCGUUCAUCAUUGUAAAAACUUCAUUCACCAUGUGUUAAACCACCCACCUAUGUUAGAAGCACUUUGGAAAUAUCUGCGUUUAUUUCACUGUCCUUUGCUGUCAAAGAGAUUAAAUUUGAGAAGAUUAUCCUUG
Messenger RNA from Ciona intestinalis (vase tunicate), 2149 nucleotides. The record is from RefSeq and is a predicted model, not a curated record. Lineage: Eukaryota; Metazoa; Chordata; Ascidiacea; Phlebobranchia; Cionidae.